Emiliania huxleyi CCMP1516 is the source of this 687-nucleotide messenger RNA. RefSeq lists its product as hypothetical. The transcript has 3 exons. The record is from RefSeq and is a predicted model, not a curated record. Bases 1 to 687 code for a protein of 228 amino acids. NCBI's taxonomy places the organism in Eukaryota, Haptophyta, Isochrysidales, Noelaerhabdaceae.
AUGGCCGCUUCUGGCUGCGCUGCCCGGCUCGCGCACUGCCUCGAGUACGGAGGCGCGGAGGCGGAGGCGCUCGCGCUGCGCGCGCUCGCGGCGCUCCUGUCCGGCUCGUGCGAGUCGGUGCGCGCCGUCCUCGACACCGGUCUGGCGCGGCUGCUGCCUCCGCUGCUCGAGGGCCCGAACGCGGCCACGCGCGGGGAGGCGUGCGGCGCCGUCGCCUCGCUCGCGGCGGGCGCGCCCUUAGGCGCCCCGUCUCGCAUCGAGUGGCUGAUGGGCACGCCGCUCGUGUCGCUGGUGGUGCAGCGGCUGACCGUCGACGAGUUCGGCGUCAAGCGGCAGGCGCUCGGCGUGGUUGCCAACGUGCUGCAAGCCUUCCAGGCGGACCCGCGCCCGUCGACGGCAGGGUGGGCCGCGUCGCUGGUGUACGAGCACGGCGCGGUCGCGCCGCUGGUGGCGCUGCUUGACGUGCACGACGCCGACGUGCUGCGCGUUGCCCUCCACGCGAGCGGUGGUGUGCUGGCCGCCGGCGAGCAGCUCGCGCGGGGCUCGCGGGGCGGCGCGCUGCUCGACCGGUACUUUGGCGGCGCCGGAGACGCGAUGGACGCGUCCGAAGACGCCGCGGCGGCGGACGGCUGCGCCUUCACGGGCGGUGGCGAGGGGCGCGAGCCCCGCGCCGUCUACGUCUUUUGA